AUGGGCCUGUUAAUUCCGAGAAAAGCGGCCCUUGGGAGCUAUGGCUGCCCUCUGCCUGAUCAAAUUGAAAAUACCGGUGGCGGACCGUUCGUGGGGAAUCUCUCCUUUUACCAGUUCAACAUGAUUAUAUCCGGUGCCUGCACUGUGGUUGUAUUGUUUAUGACCUUCGGUCUCAUGGGACGCCAUGCGAUGCGCAUGAGUAACCCUCAAGAACAGAUCAAGAUAAUGAGAAUCGUCAACAUGAUCCCCUCCUACCAAGUCCUGUCCUUCGUCUCGAUCUGUCUUCCAAAGUCCUACAUCUAUCUACAAGGCUUCACCGAGGUGUUCCAGGGUAUUGCGCUAUAUGCCUUUCUAAUGCUGUUGUGCGACUUUCUAGCACCUACGGAGCAGGGGAAGGUGGAAUUCUUCUCGUCGCUCGAGACGAAGAGACAGUGGCAGCCAAAGAAGAAGAGAAGUGGCCUUGCGUUUUUGAAGUUGACAUGGUGGUCUGUCGUUCAAUAUCCAAUCAUCACCUGGAUUGCAGCCGUCACACAGGUGGUGACACAGUUGAUGCACAGGUAUUGCCUUGGAAGCAACGAACCGCACUUUUCUCAUGUUUGGAUCACAGCCGCCACAUCCCUCUCCACAUCCGUCGCCGUCAACGCCAUCAUCCAAUUCUACAUGAACACAAAGAAAUACAUGAAAGAGCACCACCCGCUCACCAAGCUGCUCGCAUUCAAACUGAUUGUCGGAGUGGUCAUAUUGGAAAAGAUCAUCUUCCUGGUCCUGGAGGGCAUUGACGUGCUCCACGAGAAUGAAACACUGACCUACGUCGACGUCAUGAUGGGCCUUCCGGAGAUGCUCAUCUGCGUGCAGAUGGUCCCGUUAUGCUUCUUGGUUCUCUACGCCUACCGCACAAAGCCGUACGAGAUUUCUAACGCCCCUCGCACCGUAACCCUGCGGCCUCAGGAGUACCAGGCUAUCAAGGAGGAUGGCGACGAGGAGACUUUGAUGAGUGGACUGCAGAAACGGUACCAGGGGGGCUGGGUGGGGCUGAAUGCCUGGGCUGCUUAUUUGAGUCCCUUGGGCUUGUUCAUGGAUGUUAUCUCUGCGUAUAGAAUGAUUUCUAAGGCUCAGGCUGUGCAAUAG
This is a messenger RNA of Aspergillus steynii IBT 23096, 1128 nucleotides long. RefSeq names its product OSTA/TMEM184 family protein. Gene Ontology annotation, molecular function: transporter activity. Lineage: Eukaryota; Fungi; Ascomycota; Eurotiomycetes; Eurotiales; Aspergillaceae. Gene Ontology annotation, biological process: transport. The coding region runs from base 1 to 1128 and encodes 375 amino acids. The record is from RefSeq and is a predicted model, not a curated record. The transcript has 5 exons.